This is a messenger RNA of Trichoderma breve, 690 nucleotides long. RefSeq lists its product as uncharacterized. Lineage: Eukaryota; Fungi; Ascomycota; Sordariomycetes; Hypocreales; Hypocreaceae. The coding region runs from base 1 to 690 and encodes 229 amino acids. The transcript has a single exon. The record is from RefSeq and is a predicted model, not a curated record.
AUGGCCACUACCUUUCAUCCCUUCCCGCGCCUCCCAUUCGAGAUUCGCAGCCAAAUUUGGGCCUUGGCAGUGUACCCACGUCUCCUCCAUAUCCGCAUAACUCCCAAGCCAGACACACCUGGGUACUUCGACUAUGCCUCCAUGAUUCCACAGGCGGAACUCAUGCAUGUCUGCCGAGAGUCCCGUCAACUCGCCCCCUACCGGAAAGCCUUCUUCACCACCUUGCCUGGUGACUGCGAGGCUCGGUACAUCUGGGUCAACUUUGACGAGGACAUGAUCAGCAUCCAAGACGAGAAGAUGGGACGGCUUUUCCCGCAUGCGGCCGAUAUUCAGCGGCUGCGAUUUAUGGUGCCCACGGGGAGUUAUCGUGAAUACUGGGAGGACACAUUUCACAGAUUUCCAGAUACUCAUUUCAAGAUGUUUACGGCCCUGCGGGAGCUACACUUUGCUCUAUCAAAAGGCUAUGGGAUGUUGGGAUAUGCUCACUAUGGAACGUGUCCCCCGGACAAUGUUAGAUAUGUUAAUAUACAUACGGGAUUGAUGUUGACUUGGGCCCAGUCGGAGAUGAUGGAUGACUGGGCGUGGCGGAAGGGGGGGCUAGUGGGGGAAAUGGAUAACUUUGAUGAGGAGUUGGAGUGGGUGGUUGGCAAUGCCAUUACUUUUAUUCAAGAUUGCGCAGAGAUAGACUAA